UUUUCAUAACGUGCAUCAUAAACUUUAGUUUUAUUUAUUAUAUGUGUUCCGUUCACAAUUUGAUUCCUUUGCAUAUAACUAUUUUUUCUUAAUUAUUUUAAAAUGCAAUUAAACAAAAUUUGUAGAACUUGCUUAAAUAUGUGUGCAGAAAUGCAUUCAAUUUUCAAAUCAGAUCAAAAAGAGGUUGAAGCACAAGAAGGGAACAAAUUAAAUUUAGCUGAAAUUAUUACUUAUUGUGCCAUGAUAGAGCUAAGGGAAAAUGAUGGACUUCCACAUUUAAUUUGCAUAGAUUGUGUUAAAAAUGCUAAUAUAGCAUUCACCUUUAAACAGCGAUGCGAAAGUUCUGAGAAAAAACUCCGCAGCUAUUUAGAACCUGCAUCUCCAGAUGAUACAAAUGUUAAGACUGAAUAUACUUAUGAUUUUGCUGAUGAAUGUGCAACAGAUUUGGAUCUUAAGCCACCCCCUGAAACUGCAGAAGUUACACCAAACUCUGUACCAAAAACCAAAACUAAUAUUGGUAAAUCUAGGAAAAAUAAUAACAGCCCUACGAGGCAAAAUAUAUCAGAUGAAACGGAGCAACCCUUAUAUCCUUGUGAAGACUGUGUAUUAUGUUUUACAGAAUUACAGGAUCUCAAAAGACAUGUAAAGAAUGAACAUUCCAAGAAAAAGCCUGUAUCAUAUGUUUGCAAAGAAUGUAAUCAAACGUUCUCACAUGCACAAACACUAUCCAGGCAUUCCAAAAUACAUCAAGAACAUCAAAAAAAUAAACUGUGCACUUUCUGUGGAAAAUGCUUUUUAAGAUCAGAUGAUUUGAAAAGGCAUACUAGAAUCCAUACUGGAGAACGUCCUUAUGCAUGUGAUCAGUGUCCAAAAAGUUACAAACAAAAUUCUGAAUUAAAAGAACAUUUGAAAUCACAUUCCUCAAAUAAACACUAUGUGUGUUCUAUUUGUGGAAAAGGCUUGGCUACAAGAAAUGGAUUAUAUGUUCAUAUGAAAGCUCAUAGAGGUGAAAAAAAUCAUGAAUGUAAAAUUUGUGGAAACAAAUAUAUAACAACAGGUGAACUCUCGUCUCAUAUGAGUCAUAUACAUUCUCAAGAAAAGAAGUUUUCUUGUACUUUCAAAGAUUGUACUAGGGCGUUUGUUACUAAAUUAUCAUUAGAAACUCAUAUGAGAGCACAUCGAGGGGAGAAGCUGUUUAAAUGCACAAUAUGUGAUAAAGCAUUAGCAACAGCUUCAAGUCUUCACGAGCAUAAAAGGACUCAUUCUGGAAUCAAGCCAAAACAGUGUACUUUAUGUUUUCGUCGUUUGGGUAAUUCACAAGCUUUAAAAAAACAUAUGAGAAUUCAUACAGGAGAAAGACCUUACCAAUGUAAGAUAUGCCUUGAUAAAUUUAUAUGUGGUAGUAGCCUGAACGCACAUAUGAAAAUAAAGCAUAUGGAAAAAGAACAUGAAUGUACAGUUUGCCAUAAAAUGUUUGCAUUAGGAACAAGGCUUAGACAGCAUAUGAAACUACAUAGUAGUGACAAAACAUUUAUAUGCAGUAUUUGCAAUAUUGGGUUUGAUGAAAAUGUAAAAUUAUUUGAACAUAUGAAAUCACAUGAAGAACAAGAUCAGAGUUUUAAGACUAUUGAAAUACCAACACAAUUACCUCAAAUGACAGUAUCACAAAUCACAAUGCACGCAAAUUACUUAUAAUAGAUAUUGAAAGAUUCAUACUCGGUUAUUUUUAAAUUGUAUAAACUGUAUAUUAUAUCAAAUAUGUAUU
This is a messenger RNA of Ctenocephalides felis (cat flea), 1765 nucleotides long. Its product is annotated as zinc finger protein OZF-like. Gene Ontology annotation, molecular function: zinc ion binding. The record is from RefSeq and is a predicted model, not a curated record. The coding region runs from base 103 to 1695 and encodes 530 amino acids. Gene Ontology annotation, cellular component: nucleus. The transcript has 2 exons. Lineage: Eukaryota; Metazoa; Arthropoda; Insecta; Siphonaptera; Pulicidae.